AUGAAUAAAGCAUUUCAAAGCUGUCAAGAAUCUCCUAGGCUAGCCUCCUGGGUUGAGAACUCCAUCUCUGACUUCUGCAGUUGCCAAGCUGAGACGCCCCACUCCCAGAUUGACCAGAGAACAAAUCACUGCGAAUUUCAAACAUGGCUGCCAUCAAUUGCGGAUGGAGAUGCAUUAAACGCUCUUUUUGACUGCAUGCAAAUAAUCUACUGCUUCUGUGUUGGAGGCCAUAGGCAAGAAAAUACCUCUGCAAAGUCUUCGGAGGUUGCAGAGUCUUUAAAUAAAGAUUCUCAACAAUUUGUUCAUCCCAAACUUGAGCAAUCUGAAGAAUCAAAAUCGAUUCCUAAAACUGAGUCUGAAGAUCUUUUACAAGUGGAAGCUCCAGCAAGACACCAACUAAAUGGGAGACACUCUGAGGCUGAUGAUGAACCUGAAGAAUCCAGUCUGAAAUAUAGAACCAGAAAAGACGUAGUCCACAAAGCUGCUUUCAGAAGGAUGAAGAAGUAUUUCAUUGAAGAUUUCCAAAUGGUUACUCAGCAUUGUUCUGAGCAGACAAGUUAUUUAACUAAACUUCAAGAGUACUGCUCUCUCAGGUUCCAAGAGAGCAACACGUCCCAAGCAUGAAUGAUGCUUGACUACAUCAUCAAUCCCAAGAACAAGCUCGGAGUCAUCCCUCACGAAGACAGACACCUCAAAAGGUUGGUUGGCAAACUUGUUAGUUGCUGUAGCCUGAAGCUGCUCAGACAGAUUGAGACUCAGCCUGAGUUCUUGGAGAUCCUACUGCACUUCUUGGUCACUGAAGGAGUCAGCAGGAUGAUCUUUGAAGACCACAGAGUGUGCUUUCAAAGCAGAGUGCAAAUCCAUCUGCAGCAACUGAAGGAGAGAGUCUUACUGCUAAGAAGUUCGUUGUCUCAAUAAUCAUAAUUUCGAUAAAAUUCCUCUAAACUUUCUUCAUUGGGAUAGGUCUUUCGGAUUUUUAGACAUCAGUUUGCUUUAGUCUUCUCCGUUACAAUAAUAAUGAAGGAAGAGAUAUAUUAACCUAAAUACUGAAGGGAAUUUUCUUGCUUACAGCUGUCGUUGCUAUAUCCUUAUUUUGUCAUUUUUCUUACAUCUCUUCCCUGAUCCUAGAUUAGGAUUUGAAAAUUAAUAUAUUUCAAAAUCUUUAAAUAAUUUAUUUAAUAUUCCAAGAAUAAAGGUGGAGCAACAAAUUAACUCUCUAUUAAACAGAGAUGUAAGGCCUAUUGAGUUCUAUGUUUACAAUACAUAAUAUCAACAAUUUGAUGCAUACUUGUUAGUCUGCCUUUUGACAGUCUAGUUUGCUAUUUAGCCAUAAAUGCAUGGGAGUCAACAGAAAGUAAAUAAGUCAGAAAUAGCUAUUCACCACAUUAUGUUCCAAAAAUGUGUGAGAGCGCAGACUAGCUUUCAAAUAUAAUUAAUGUUCUUUAUUUCAGCAUUGAGACCCUUAAAUUUUGUGAUCUUCUUAUUUUUGAGAAGGCUGGACAUUUUAAUAGAUUAUUUACUCAUAAACUUCGAAUAAUUCAGAUCUUGAUUACUCAACCAUUAAAUAUUGUGAGACGCUGUAUUAAAAUGUGGCCUGAGCAUAUUGACAUAGUUUCAAAGACUGAUAGACGAUUUCUUAGAUGACCAAUACUUCUAUCUGAUUUAUUUCUCUCCAUCACUUGGGCUCUUUUCCUCCAGACUUUGGAAUCUAGCAAGUAAAAAUCAAAUUGGUCGGACUUCAAUUAUCUUCCAAUAAAAUUCAGAAUAAAGUAGGAAGGUAUCUCAAAGUGAUUUCCUUUUGAGACUCUUAGAAAUCAUCGCUGUUUUCCAAUUUCCACUGAAGAGUAUUUAUACUUUCCCACAUUAGGGCAACUUGUUGUCACUGUUCCGCUUAUCAAAAGCAGGCUGGACUUUGGUCAGAAGAUUUACACACUCUUUGUUAGACAGUGGGGAUCAAGUGUAAGUGUGCAGGCAUGAAGACAAUUAACACUAUAUAUGCAAUGCAGCUUUUUGAGUAUUAUCAACAUAUCUCCAGACAAACUAGCAAGUAAUCUGAUAUUUCGGAGACUUCUUUUAAGAGUCUCAAUGGUUUAGCAAAAUUAUUCCAAAUGUCAGCAAGGCAGAAGCCUCUUCUUUUGAAUAAUUCAUCUUUAGAAUACCUAAGUGGUAUCACUAAACUAGCAUUACCUUAUCAGCUAGUAGGAAGGAUCUCUCAUAUCAAAGGGACGUUUGGGAAUAAUCAAUAUUUCAACUUUUUCAGUUUGCUACACUCUCAACUCGAAUUUAAAUUUGAAGAGUUAGGUUGACUGUCUUCACUUAUUAGAGGGGUCCAUAUAUAAAGCCUUUGGUUCCAAACAUUACAGGAAGACUUGAAGCAGCCUGGAUAUGAAUAGACUCAUCGUGGCUAACGAUAUGCUUGCAGAGUCUGUUCUUUGAGCUAGCUUAAAAUUGUCAAAGAUUUACCAUGGGGUAGGAGUUUAAACCGAGUAGAUUAUCCUUCUUCAUUCUUUAUAAUCAGUUAAUAACAAGGUGUUAUACUAACCCCUAAUCUUUAUCAGAGACAGCUGGAUGGAUUCACUGAGGGAGUAGCAACGCUUUGAACAUAUCUAGGAAGAUAAUUUAGCUAAGACUUCUUCUCAAAAUUGUCAAAAAUAUUGCUUCAAAGAUUUGUGAGGAAAAAUUAAAGCUUUGAAGAUUUUAAAGACUUCCCGAUUCGACAACAGGGCAUCUCAAAUAAAAUUAGAAGUAAGCCUAAUCUCACCAACCACUGGCUGCUCUUAUCUAAGCCUGCAUGAUAAAAGAUGCUUGAGAUCAUAAGCCCUUGAAGAAAAUAAGAAUACUAAGCUAAGAAAAAGAAAGCAUUGAAAUUUGGUGAAUAAUCAAAGUUCACAUUGAAAAUAUGACAAACAUUUCAUCAAAAAGCUGCAGAUUUAUCUGGGCCAUAAGUGCGAUAGAAGCUUGAGGUGAUUAUUGCUUCCUCACAUUAUAUAAUAUAUUGAACUUUAAAGAAUCCAUCAUUGCCGAAGAUAUGACAAUGCAAGAUCUCUAAACUAAGCAAUAGUCUUAUUAAAGCAACUAGAAAUUUACAGAUGAGCUUAGUUCAAUUCUACUAGGUUUUAUGGCAGUCCUGAUGGGCUGCCUAUUUUAAAUUUUAUGAAUGCUAAUCUACCAUUUAUGUU
Moneuplotes crassus is the source of this 3179-nucleotide messenger RNA. The record is from the annotation of a GenBank genome assembly. NCBI's taxonomy places the organism in Eukaryota, Ciliophora, Spirotrichea, Euplotida, Euplotidae.